CGAAUCGGCGAUCAUAUAUUGGCCCUCAGCGGCCAGACAGGCUGGCAGUCCACCCCAAUACACUCGAAGCAGCGGUGGGAAAGAGCUUGUCUGAGCUCAGGCGACACCGUGCUUCUGGCAUCGUACCUUCACUCGCAUGAUCAAUGCCACAACAGCCUAGAGCCCUUUGCGGGCGCCGUGGCUUGGGAUUUUCACUCGCAGCUCUUCCGAGUAGGCAAUGUGAUAUCUUUUAGAGGAAGAUCAAAACGCCCUUAUCAGAAUCUCCUUUAUCGCUUCCUCGAACGCACUCAACCACCAAUUUUCGUUUCCGAGUCAUAACCUUGGAUCUAAGAACAUUCUUAGAAUUUCUUACAAAGGUUGUAGUUGACGCAUACGUCCAGAACUUAUUAUGCAGACGACGACAGUCAGCGAAGAUCAAACGGUCUCUCAUCAUUCGACAAUUGGCCCUCACCACAAUCUUGAAGACAGUGACAAACACAGUGGACGAAUUGAAAUGCGAGCGGCGUCGUCUGCAAGUGAUUCGAGAGCAGCAUCUGUUUCUGACCUAAAAGCCCAACCGGCACGUCAACGGCUGCGCGCACAAGUGCAAUUCGCGACAGCUUGUGGGUCGAUGUACCUAGCCGGAUGGAAUGAUGGGACAACCGGUCCGCUGCUCCCCCGGAUACAAAAAGUCUAUGGCUUGAAUUUCACUGUCGUAUCCCUGGUAUUCGUGUUCGCAUGUGUUGGAUUCCUAUCUGGAGCAUUUGCAAACCUAUAUCUAAAUGGCAGAUUCGGUUUCGGGAAGGUGAUUGUGUUAGGAUCUGCGUGUCAAGUUAUAGCAUACGCCAUAGAGGCGGGUGCCUUGCCAUUUCCUGCAUUCGUGCUAGGUUACGCAAUCAAUGGUUUUGGCAUGGCUCUACAGGAUGCACAAUCGAAUGGUUAUGUGGCCAGUCUGAAGGAUAACCCCGAGACGAAAAUGGGGAUUUUGCAUGCGGUAUACGGUGCUGGCGCUUUGUCGUCCCCUUUGGUUGCAACGCAAUUUGCUCAGCUUCCGCAUUGGUCAUUUCACUACCUGUGCAGCCUUGGUAUUGCGCUCAUAAACACUGUAUCGUUGAUUGUAGUCUUUAGGCUGAAAACACAGGAUGGUAUGGCAAGCACUUAUAUCAUUGAGAAGAUGGUUGAGCAUUUCACAGAGUGCCUUGCUCAGAUUGGGCAGCCAGCAGGCGCAAAGGGGACGGAUGAAAAGAGCCAGUUCAGCCAGAUAUUUCGGCUCAGAGAAGUGCACCUCCUCGCCUUUUUUAUUUUGAUAUAUGUAGGAGUGGAGGUCACUGUAGGUGGCUGGAUGGUGACGUACAUAAUCGACGUGCGCGGUGGAGGUUCAAGUUCGGGAUAUAUAUCAUCAGGUUUUUUUGGAGGUCUCAUGCUUGGCCGUGUCGGUCUGUUGUGGGUGAACAAAAAGGUUGGGGAACGUCGCGUUUUGUUCAUUUACGCCAUCCUCGCAAUUGGGCUGGAACUAAUCGUAUGGCUGGUGCCUUCGCUUAUCGGUGGAGGCGUUGCGAUCUCCAUUAUUGGUGUGGUUUUGGGGCCGAUGUAUCCCAUCGCUAUGAAUCACACGGUUCGAAUCCUCCCUGAGUGGCUAGUCACAGGGUCGAUUGGCUGGAUAGCGGGUUUCGGGCAGGCAGGUUCUGCGCUCUUGCCAUUCUUGACCGGUGUCAUUGCAGCGAAGACGGGAAUCCAGAGUUUACAGCCAUUUCUUGUGGCGAUGAUGGUGUUCAUGACCGUCUUGUGGGCUUUAGUGCCGAGAACUGCUAGGCGAACUGGAUGAUAUAUACUCCGUUAUUAUGUCUUGUGGAGGGUUUUAAAUGUGGCAGUAGAUCCAUCUAAUAAUCUCAUUAUGAAUCCUCUCUGUCAGUGAAUUCUGGCAAGUUUCACGUAUUUGCCCAGACUCCAUUUCGGCGGGAGGUGUUACGUAUCCUGAUACAUUUGUCUUAGAUAAUCAAGCUGCUCAGCAUCUGGCGGUUCGCGCUGGCUUAUCCACGC
Molecule: messenger RNA, 2019 nt
Organism: Suillus bovinus
Lineage: Eukaryota; Fungi; Basidiomycota; Agaricomycetes; Boletales; Suillaceae
Product: MFS general substrate transporter
Exons: 14
Coding region: 389-1804 (471 amino acids)
Biological process (GO): transmembrane transport
Cellular component (GO): membrane
Molecular function (GO): transmembrane transporter activity
Source: RefSeq, a predicted model, not a curated record